CUUAUGAUAUCAUGAAUCCUGCACCCGUGACCUAUUCCAACUUCAAUGAAUGAAUCCAAUCUAUGCCGACGCAUUUCCAACCGUCUUUUCGAAUCGAACAUAUCAGCCUAUCUCUUGCUUGCCUCCAGAAACACCUAUCGUCUGACCCGUUACGGUCCAGCUCGCAUGAGAACAGAUAACAACGCCCGAUAGCCCUCCCACUUAUCUCAUCCCGGCCCUCCGAGCCUCAUGCUGACUUUCCUCUUCAGCGCGCCUUGACUCCACUUCAUCCCCAGACAACUCUCACACUACGAACAUCAUGGCUAUUGAACUCACCCCGCUUCCUCUCCCAGCUUCUGCAGAUGCUUCUAAAUUCGCAGACUUCGGUAGAGAAGUUAAAGGUCUUAGCCCUGGCUCGCUUACCGCGGAGCAAUUCAAUGAGAUACAGGAGCUGCUUUAUAAGGUCGGUUCAUCGCAUGACGUGCUACUCUUCAGGAACGCAGACCUUACGCCCGAACAGCAGUAUGCUCUCACUAAGGCUUUUGAUCCUACAUCGGAGAACUAUGGACACGGGAACAACAAGACAGGAGAGACGAAGAAAUCCAUUCUUCAUCCCGAUCUCAAGACCAUUCCUCGAGUGCCCCAGGUUCAACUCAUUGGUAACGGCACGGUAUACAACCACGAAGGUCUCGCCGAGGCUAAACUCAAACAUCCUCAUCAUAAGACGUUUCACAAAACCCGAGUCUCCGAUGAGGACGAAGCGAAGGGUGUAACGCGCUUUUAUCGGUGGCAUAUCGAUGCGGCUUUGUAUGACCUCUCUCCGCCGAAGGUGACCACCCUCUACGGCUUAAAUGUACCGAAGGGCGACAGACAGAUCUGUCGAUACGAUGACGGUACCGGAGAUGAACUUGAGGUUCCAUUGGGGACCACGGCUUUCGUGUCCGGUCGGACGAUGUUUGACAUCCUGCCGCCUGAGUUCAAGAGUCUUGCCGUUCGUUCGAAGGUCAGGUAUGCUCCCCAUCCAUAUGUCUGGAUGGCUCCAGCACAUGCCAAGUCUACCGGUCUCGGAAUCGAGACAGAGGGACUGGAGAUGUCUUACGAGGAGCUGCCGCCUUGGGAAGAGUCGAAAGUCAAGACACUCCCACUACUUUGGAAGAACCCUGUCACUGGAGCGCUUCAUUUCCAAGUACACCCUUGUGGUGUAUCAGAGCUCAUUGUUGAUCCUUUACCGGCGGACGUGAAGCGAACUGGUAAUGAGCUAUACCCUGAUGGUGCCGAUAUCAAGGACUUGCAAACAGUUCGGGAUCUUCUUUACAAGAUGCAACGGCCAGCAAUUGCACCGAACCUGGUAUACCCCCAUGACUGGGACGAAAAGGACCUGGUUGUAUUCCACAACCGAGGUGUCCUCCACACUGUCGUAGGUGUCUUCAAGGAGGACCAAGUGCGCGCUUUCCACCAAUGUAACCUUGCUGCUUCCGACGACCCCACCGGUCCUUCUGAGGAAGAUAUCAAGAAGUGGGCUUAAUUGUCUUAAAUACUCGCUCAGCUUCAGAUCGAGCAAUUAUGGAAUUAUGGAUGGAUUGUAUCGCCAGACUGUACGGAUUGUAUGGAUAUGGAAAAACUGUAUGCGUAUCAUUAUGGUCAUUUUGUACAUACCUACCAUGUAGCAGUAUUCCCAUCAUAUGCUUUCAAUGUACACGUAGUCGUCGUGCUUGACAGU
Messenger RNA from Somion occarium, 1699 nucleotides. Lineage: Eukaryota; Fungi; Basidiomycota; Agaricomycetes; Polyporales; Cerrenaceae. The record is from the annotation of a GenBank genome assembly.